Neopelma chrysocephalum (saffron-crested tyrant-manakin) is the source of this 4588-nucleotide messenger RNA. RefSeq names its product coiled-coil domain containing 85A (gene CCDC85A). Lineage: Eukaryota; Metazoa; Chordata; Aves; Passeriformes; Pipridae. The transcript is spliced from 14 exons. The record is from RefSeq and is a predicted model, not a curated record. The coding region runs from base 927 to 2408 and encodes 493 amino acids.
GAGGCAGCAAAUAAAACCAAUGUUUAACCUAAUAAAACCAGCAAAAAUUAUGAUUGAUUUAUUAAGAAAGAUUUGCAUUUUAUUUCCCUCUUCAUUACAUUUUUUCUCUGGUAUUUUCCCCUUCCUAGAUCCAUAUUCAAUUUAAUGCUAUAUAUUAUCCCAUUUCUUGUCCCAUUCAGAAGGACACCUACAGCACACAUUCUGUUUCCACUGAUUAGGGAUUUGUACUUAUCUGGCCAAGCUUUUCCACUUGGAAGCAAGAGGAAUCAGCUGGAAAUUCAAACAACAAACCCAAAGCAAACCACAAGUGAGUCCAGCCCAAUGGAGGCACCUGCAGUGAUUUAACAUAAAAAUCUUGAGCCUGCCAAGAAUUUUUAAAGUCCAUCCUCAACAAGGACAAUGCUGAUGAGAAAUUGGACCUGUGACUGUUCCAGGAAAGCCUCCCAGCAGUGCUCCAGCCACACCACCGCCAGAUGCUGCUGGAUGUCCUGAGCUGCAAUAACCCGAGCGUGGCUCACUGUUCUUCAGAAAACUCCUUUGGAUGAGCUCAGUGAUCCAGCUUCAAUGCUACAGGUUUUACCUUAUAAAUUCUACCUAACAAAGAUGAAACAUUUCUCCACUCUACUUGCAACAGAACCAACUUCCAAAGGGAUUUCACAUUAACAACUAAAACACAAACGGGAAUGAGCAUAAAAGAGGGAAGAGAUCUUACAAGCCAAGUCCUGAUCUCCCAAUCUCGUGGACAGAGGCAACUAAACUUCCACAGGUGACACCAGCGACUUGGCAGCGAGCUGGAGCUUUGAAGGCUCUUUCUCCCAGAGGGGUAGUUAUGAGAGAAGACAGGAUUUUCCCUCUCUCAUUGCAGUUUUACAGAUAAGAGAAACACCAACCAGAAAACAUCAGUGUAGAUCUGUGGCUACCACCCCAUGGAAGCUGGGCUGCACUUCAGGCUGUGUGUGAGGAGACUGUGGAGCCUGCCAUUCCCAGAUCCUUGUCCAGGGAAUGCUGCUGAGGAUGUGGUAAUCCCAGCAGAGAUGGGAAACCUCAGAACGGGAAGUUUGGAUAAUUUGGAAAUCCCUGGAGUUGUUUCCUGCUAUGGAAGUUGUCAGAGUGAAGCUGCAAGGGACAGGGAGAGAUCAGCUGCAAUGACAGAGCACUGGUGUCUCUGUGGAAGAGGGGAUAUCAACCAGAAGCUGCAAGAGGAUAACCAGGAGCUGAGGGACCUGUGCUGCUUCCUGGACGACGACCGACAGAAGGGCAAGAAGGUGUCCCGGGAGUGGCAGCGGCUGGGCAGGUACAGCGCCAGCGUGAUGCACAAAGAGGUGGCCCUGUACCUGCAGAAGCUGAAGGAACUGGAGGUGAGACAGGAAGAAGUGGUUAAGGAGAACCUGGAGCUGAAGGAGCUGUGCGUGCUGCUGGAUGAGGAGAAGGGUGGCGGGGCCGGGAGCCGGAGCUCCAUCGACAGCCAGCUCAGCCUGUGCCAGCUGACGGCGCCCAGCGCCUACAUCCGAGACGUGGGGGACGGCAGCAGCACCUCCAGCACGGGCAGCACCGACAGCCCCGACCACCACAAACACCACCCCAGCACCAGCCCCGAGCACCUGCACAAGGCUCGGGGGGAAGGCAGCCCCGAGCACCAGAAGCACCGGAGCAUCAGCCCCGAGCACCUGCAGAAGCCCCGCGGCUCCGGCAGCCCCGACCACCACCUGAAAGGGCCCAGCCCCGAGCACCACAAAGCCGUGGUCAAAGUCCCCGACCCACAAAAGCACAGCAGCAGCAGCCCAGAAACUAUCCCAAAGCACGUGCUGAGCAGUAGCCCCGAACACUUUCAAAAGCAGAGGCCUGGUGGCAGCCCUGAGCACCAAAAGCACAGCGGUGGCAGCCCGGACCACCUGCAGAAGCACACGCCGAGCGGGAGUACAGAACACCUGCACAAGGUGAGGGGCACCAGCCCAGAGCACCUCAAACAGCACUAUGGAGGCAGCCCCGAGCACCUCAAACACCUCAGCGGAGGCAGCAGGGAAGGGACCCUCAGGAGACAAGUGACAGAGGACCUGUCCCCUCACCACAGGAGUAUUUACAACGGAAUGAAUGAAUCAACCUUGUCCUAUGUUAGGCAGCUGGAGGCCAGAGUAAGACAGCUGGAGGAGGAAAAUCGCAUGCUGCCCCAGGAGCCCGGUAGGAUGCCCGGCGGGGCGGAGGGGCGGCCCUGCCCUGCCCAGCCAGCCAGCGUGGGGGGACACGGCCCGGGGGGACACGGCCCGGGGGGACACGGCCCGGCCUCUGCGCAGCCUGACUCAGUGGUAAAUGCUCUGAAGGUUGUGUGGAGGAAACUUGGAGAUGCUGCAGGGUCGUGCCCUGGAAUUAGGCAACACUUGUCAGGAAAUCAGUAUAAAGGACCCAUGUAAUGGCCUCUCUGAAGAGCAAGAGUUCGAAGUGCCCACGAGAGGGAAGGAACUGGCUGUCCCCCGAUUCCCGCUGACGACGGGGUGUCUGGAUGCGCUGCACGAUCCUCAGCUGGACACCAGAGCUGCUGCCCGGGGGGCUGCCCGUGCCGGCAGCGUCCCCUCCUGCUGUUCCAAUCGCCUGCCUAGUGACACGCUGCACCCUCGCUGCAAACACACCACCUUUAGGAGCACUGAGGUACCUCCAUCCCAACUCCACAGAUACUUGGGAUUCUGCAGGAGCUGCGCGAAAUAAGUUUUAUUUUGGUUAGUUACGGCGAGUCUCUGAUAGGCCUGAACGAGUUUCCCGCUGGAUUUGAGAGAGGUUUUUCCACCAGACUGGAGAGACGUGGAUAAACUGUGCCUUUGGUCUCCGCAGUUCUGAGAAAGUCGCUUCUUAGUAACUCCCCCUUCAGUCUGUAAAGGACCCGUUAAUGGUGCUUAGGCAAUUCCCAGGUGAUUUCUUUGCUUUGGUAGAAUAACCUGCCUUUGGAGGUGCUAAAAGACCAUAAAGUCCUAACCAGCCAGUAGUGUAGCAUUAACUACAGUCCUUGUAGUGAUCCACAAUUUCUUUCUAAAGGAAAGUCACGGUAGCUUUCUCUUGAUGCAGGGGUGUUGGCAGCCCUUUAGUGAACAGAAUACUUAGGCAUCACUAUCACAGGUCUCAGAUCAGAAUCUCCAUCAGAAUUUCUUUUGGAAAGUAUUUUCCAGUUGUCAGGAUGCUAAUUUCUAACUGUUUAAUUUAGAGACAUGCUGGUUUAUUUAACAAGAGCCUAUAAGGAUCUAAAAGAUUGCACUGCAUUAUUAAAAAAAAAAAGCUUUCCUUGCCACCGUAGAGUUCUUUCAAAGAAAAAGGGUUUUAUUAUCCUCAGAGCAUGUCUUUCAUUAUUAGGAGGCAGAAAGCUCUUGUUCAGAUUGCCUGAGAUGUGACCAGACGGCGCCCUAGAUGUGCUUAGUUUAUUUUUAUCUCUGUGUAUGACACUAGUCGUGUGUAUUGAAUUACAACAUAGGUAUUUUGUGUAUAUCUAAGAGCAACGAUAGUUUCAUGUAUGAAUGUGCAACAGGCUUGUGACUGAAUGGCUGUUGCUUAACUUUUUACCAUAGCUGAGCGUCAAAAAGAGACUAAUAAAAAACAAUAAUAAUAAUAAUAAAAGGAAAAAAAAUAGGAAUGCAACAAUUCCUGGGUUUCUGGUUUGUUCUUGGUUGCGAAGGUUUGAGCCAAAGCGAGAAGCUCUGUUUUCUCUGGGCUUGGACAUCCUGUACCCGUGGGCUGUUUGCCGUGGAAUGUAGCUCGGUUGCUGUACAAUCUUCUGUUAUAUAGCUGAUGUAAAUCUGCUACCUGUCUUCAGCCAAACUGUGUUAAUUUGCAGCAGUAAUUCUGUUGGGUUCUGUUGUUAUUUCCACUUGGUACCAUUGGAUGUAAGGCCUCUGAUCCAGCGUUGCUUUCUCGGGCAAAGCUCCCGUUCACUCCUCCUCCUUGAGUUGGGAAUGCAGAAUCCAGCCUUCUGUUUGAAACAUGGCACUCCUGCGUGAUUCCUGACACAGAACCCAGCCCAGGCAGCUGUGUGUUAUCUUCCCACGUUGUUUUCUCCCACUGCAAUUGUUGUAUUCCUAUCUCUGUGUGUAUGAACAGCUGUGACACCUGUACUUGUGCCUGCAGGGGCUCCUCGAGGGACACUGGUCUUUUGACACUUCACUUGUGUAAAUUUUGAUACUGUAUUAAAACUAUUUUUUUACAGUUCUGCAUACGAUGGGGUAUCAAGUAUCUGUGUUCAUCUUAGCAAUGGUAAUAAAUUAUAGAAUCCCACCCUUGUUUGCUCUCCUUUCCUGACCAAAGCUGCGAGGGGCAGUUUGCCUCGAAGGAGCUGUUGGAAAUGUUUCCUGCCUGGUCGAGAAAUUAGCUGCAUGUCGUGCAUUUUUCUUCCUUUUCUUGCCAGGUGUCUUAAAAAAAAAAAAGAAAAAAAAAUCCCAGAGCUCUGAACUUGGUUCUUUGUUUUAUGCUAACGAGGAGCUCUGUGGCUGUGCCGUGGGGCAGUGACCAGGUGCAGGCUGUUAAGGCCAGGUGGAAGUUGGUAAGUUGAUGGAGUUGCAGAUCCAGGACACCUGUGCUGGCUCCUCCCUCCUCCCAGAGCAGCUCCAAGGUG